This is a messenger RNA of Loa loa (African eye worm), 2847 nucleotides long. RefSeq names its product splicing factor 3a. The record is from RefSeq and is a predicted model, not a curated record. Gene Ontology annotation, cellular component: U2-type prespliceosome; catalytic step 2 spliceosome; U2 snRNP. The transcript is spliced from 19 exons. NCBI's taxonomy places the organism in Eukaryota, Metazoa, Nematoda, Chromadorea, Rhabditida, Onchocercidae. Gene Ontology annotation, biological process: mRNA cis splicing, via spliceosome; regulation of alternative mRNA splicing, via spliceosome. Bases 90 to 2480 code for a protein of 796 amino acids. Gene Ontology annotation, molecular function: RNA binding; protein binding.
CGGUGUUUUGUCCCUCCAGGUGUUGGCUAUUAUUUGCUGGGUUUUGUUUUCGUCAUUAAUGUGAUUGUAUCAAAUUAAAUUCCUAAGAAAUGCCGCCGAUGCCACCUGUUGUGAUGGUUUCGAAUCGGGAGGAAGAUUCUGUUAAUACUGAGCCAUCGAUGAGCGGUCGACAGGUUAUCGGGAUUAUUUACCCUCCACCAGAUAUUAGAACAAUUGUCGAUAAAACAGCAGCAUUUGUUGCCAGAAAUGGAAUUGACUUCGAGAAUAAAAUUCGAGAAAAGGAAACGGCUAAUCCGCGAUUCAGCUUCCUGAGUGCAACAGAUCCAUACAAUGCUUACUAUCAGCAUAAAGUUGUGGAAUUUCGGGAUGGGAAAACAACCGAACCAUCGGUGCCGCGACCACAAAUACCAGAAGCAGUAAAAGAGCAUGUGAAGCAGGCGGAGUUUGUACCUCGAAAUCCCCCACCUCCAUUCGAGUUUGAUGCUGAUCCGGCUACAAUAAAUGCAUUUGAUUUGGAUUUAAUCAAGUUAACAGCAUUAUUUGUUGCACGUAAUGGGCGACAAUUUCUAACUUCACUGAUGAAUCGUGAAUCGAGAAACUACCAGUUCGAUUUCUUGAAGCCACAGCAUUCAAAUUUUAACUAUUUUACGAAACUCGUCGAGCAGUACACAAAGAUUAUUGUUCCUGCAAAAAAUAUUGUGGAAGAUUUAAAAGCCGAGGAAGAUAAUACAAAAAAGAUUCUUGAAGACGUGAGGUAUCGAGUUGGUUGGGAGAAGUAUCAACGGGCGCAAAAAGAGAAGGAGGAUGCUGAGAUUGAGAGAGAGCGAGUAGCCUAUGCACAAAUUGAUUGGCAUGAUUUCGUUGUAGUUCAGACUGUUGAUUUCCCUAUCAACGACACAGCAACCUUACCACCAUUCUGUACACCCAAAGAUGUUGGCGCAAGAAUUUUGAUGCAACAACGACAGGAGGCAGCAGCCAAAGCAGCUGCAGAACAAGCGGUAGAGAUGGACGUUGAAUCAGACUCGGAUGAGGAGCAUCAGGAAAUUCGCAAUGAAGUUACAAAUGGCGAAGUAGAAAAUGGUAAUGCUGACCAUGAAAAGAAAGCUCCAUAUGAAGUAACUCAACCGAUGCCUGCGCCACCAUCGGAAGAUACCGUUGUAAUUAGAGAUUAUGAUCCGAAGAAAUCAAUAGCUGCACGAAAAGCUGCUGACAAAUGGAUUAUUUCACCUCUUACUGGAGAGCGAAUACCUGCUGACAAAUUACAGGAGCAUAUGCGUUACAAUACUGUUGAUUCGCAAUAUAAGGAACAGCGAGAAAGGGAGUUGUCGGAUCGCAACGAAGAGGAACCAGUCUAUGCGCCAGGUGCUGAUAUUAGUACGAAUAUUGGCAAGUUUGCGGAACGUCGUACUGAUAUAUUUGGUCAUGGUGCAGAGCAGACAAUCAUUGGUAAAAAACUUGGUGAAGAGGAGGAGGCACCACGUGGUCCUGAUCCGAAGCUUAUCUGGGAUGGUCAGCAAUCUACAAUCGAUCAGACAACGAAAUUAGCGCAACAGAGCGUUACAUUGGACCAACAAAUCAAUGAAAUUCAUAAACAACAUGGAUAUAUUGCUGAUCCAAGCAAGGAGAGAAUAGGACCAGGUGCUGUACCACCUCCUCCAGUUCAAACAGUUCCACCACCAACUACAACAGUAGCACCGGCAGUAGUGGCAACUACAAUAUCUGCGGUCACCACCGCUACUGCAACCAGUACAACAACACCAAUUACGGUAGUGCCAAAACCACCUGUCCCUACUACACGUCCACCAGUACCACCUCCGCAGACUGCACCAACUCCGGUGCCACCAACGCAAACUGUUCGAUCACCAGUAAUUCCUCAAAUUCCUAUCCGACCACCACCGCCUGGAUUCCCUGCAAUACCUUUUCCAGGUGCACCAAUGCCAAUGCCACCGAUGCCAAUGCCUGUCAUGAGACCGCCAAUUGGAGUUCCAAUGAUACCAGUUCCGGUAAUUCCGCAAACACCACUUGCCGUUCGUCCGACUGCACCGAUAGCAGCUCCCAUUCCACCACCUGCAACUUCAACAGCUCCUGUAGUUGAUACAAAUGCAGCUAAUAAUGCUCCUGUUGGAGAGGGACCUCCACCUGCUAAAAAGGCUCGAACAGAAGAUGAACUUGAAAGUGAAGAUGUUUGGCUUACGAAGGUCACCGGAUCAAUUACAGUUAGUGUCCAGAUACCUAGCACUGCUCCUAAUCCGGACUGGAAACUUGAUGGGCGACGACUAAGUGUUUCUAUGGAUAUUGCUGCACCGGUUUCUACGCUGAAAAGCUUUGUACAGGACGAGACUGGAUUACCGUGUUCAAAGCAGAAGCUGUCUUACGAGGGAUUAUUUUUGAAAGAUGCUUGCACUUUGGCGUAUUAUAACAUGAAUACCGGAGCUGUCGUACAAUUAUUAAUCAAGGAAAGGGGUGGUAAGAAGAAAUGAUCAGGUAAAGAAUACAAUUAACAUUGCACUGUAAUUUGUUUCAAGCAUUUGUUCCAAAUUUAUCGUGAAUUGUAUUUUGCUAAACAGAAUUUUUAAUGGAUUAUCAAUUCAAUACACAUAGUUUCAGAAUUACUUGUGCUGAAUAUUACUCACAAUUCUAUACUUUUUUAUAGCUUUUUUAAAUCUAUUACCCUCCUUAAUAUUUGUUCUUGCUCAGCCGAAAAGAAAUCGACUAAUGCAUAAUGUUUUUUCGAUUUUCAAUUUUUCGUUUUUUUUUCGGCUUGUGACAGAGUUGACAUUUCAUUAUAUUGCCACUGAUGUUGCCCUACGCCACGGUAAGAUACCAAGGUGAGAUUUUCUCAGGAGG